AAACAAAGCAAAAAAAACAAAACAAAACAAACCUCCUCUAUUCUCCUUCCUCUUCUUCUUCUUCUUCAUGCAGGGGGGGGAGAGAGAGAGAGAGAGAGAGAGAGAGAGCUCUAAUGGCGAACGUGUUCGCACCGAUAUGAACGAAUCCACACUUGUCCGCGCCCUUCGAUCGAACCUUUCGAUACCCGUUUCCUCUUUUACUCUGUUUGGAGCUCUAUAGAUAAGGAAUCUAUGCCCUCUCCUUUCUCUUGUUCCUAUCUUUGUUCAAAAAGGAUCAAAUGCUUCUUCGUUUAUAGCAUAGCAAUAACCAGAUGGAGUUCUCAUCACAGAUCAUCACAUCUUUCGCGUGGCUUCUAUAGAUAGAAACACGCCCCAUAUCGCUGUUUCCUUAAUAAAAACCUCAUCUUGAAUAGCUAGUACAUAGUAGUAGUAGCAGCAGCAGCAGCAGUAGUGUUCAUAUUGCAGGGUAGUUUAGUUGUUUGGAGUGUUGGAUUUGGGAUUGGAAAUGGCGGGGAAUGAGUGGAUUAAUGGGUAUUUGGAGGCGAUAUUGGAUAGCGGGGCCGCGGCGGGGGGUGGGGAGCAGAGGGGGCCGGCGGCGGCGGGGGCGGUGAGCUUUCGGGAUAGGGGGCAUUUCAAUCCGGCCAAGUAUUUUGUGGAGGAGGUGGUGACAGGGGUGGAUGAGAGUGAUCUCCACAAGACCUGGAUCAAGGUGGUUGCGACGCGCAACUCGCGCGAGCGGAGCUCGCGGCUCGAGAACAUGUGCUGGCGCAUCUGGCACCUCACCCGCAAGAAGAAGCAGCUUGAAUGGGAGGAUUUUCAAAGGCUGACGAAGAGGAGGUGGGAGCGGGAGCAGGGACGGCGUGAAGCCACGGAGGACAUGUCGGAGGAUCUUUCGGAAGGAGAAAAAGGAGACACCGUAGGUGAAUUGCUGCAGAGCGAGACUCCGAGAAAGAAAAUUCAAAGGAAUAUCUCCGACCUACAGCUCUGGUCCGACGAUAAUAAAGGGAAGAAGCUGUACAUUGUGCUCAUCAGUUUGCACGGUCUGGUUCGUGGGGAAAACAUGGAACUCGGUCGAGACUCUGAUACAGGUGGUCAGGUAAAGUAUGUUGUCGAGCUCGCCCGCGCCCUCUCAAUGAUGCCGGGGGUGUAUAGAGUUGACCUUUUCACCCGCCAGAUAUCAUCCCCUGAUGUCGACUGGAGCUACGGGGAGCCAGCUGAAAUGCUAACCUCGGGCUCGUAUGAGCCAGAAGGAAACGAUCUUGGAGAGAGUGCUGGAGCUUAUAUUAUACGUAUACCAUUUGGCCCGCGGAAUAAGUAUCUAAGGAAGGAAUUACUGUGGCCCUACCUUCAAGAAUUCGUCGACGGGGCUCUCGCCCACAUUCUGAACAUGUCUAGGGUGUUAGGGGAACAGGUCGGUGGGGGGCAGCCGGUUUGGCCAUAUGUGAUUCAUGGGCAUUAUGCAGAUGCUGGUGAUGUGGCUGCACUCCUUUCCGGUGCCCUAAAUGUGCCGAUGGUUCUUACAGGCCAUUCACUGGGGAGGAAUAAGUUGGAGCAGCUUCUUAAGCAAGGGAGAAUGUCGAAGGAGGAUAUUAAUGCGACGUAUAGGAUAAUGAGACGGAUCGAAGCCGAGGAGUUGUCUUUAGAUGCCGCUGAGUUGGUUAUUACGAGCACGAGGCAGGAGAUCGAUGAGCAGUGGGGAUUGUAUGAUGGAUUUGAUGUGAAGCUUGAGAGGGUGUUGAGGGCACGAGCUCGACGAGGUGUUAGCUGCCAUGGCCGUUAUAUGCCAAGGAUGGUCGUUAUUCCACCAGGUAUGGAUUUUAGUAAUGUCGUGGUCCCGGAAGACAGCACCGAGGCUGAUGGAGAUUUCGAGCUUAUCGGUGCAGAUGGUGCUUCUCUUAAAUCCAUCCCGCCUAUUUGGUCGGAGGUGAUGCGUUUCCUCACAAAUCCUCACAAACCAAUGAUCCUGGCGCUAUCAAGACCCGAUCCGAAGAAGAACAUCACCACCCUCGUGAAAGCAUUUGGAGAAUGCCGCCCUUUGAGAGAGCUCGCAAAUCUGACGUUGAUAAUGGGGAACAGGGACGACAUUGAUGAGAUGUCCGGCGGCAACGCAAGUGUCCUCACUACAGUUCUGAAGCUGAUCGAUAAGUAUGAUCUCUAUGGACUUGUGGCCUUCCCGAAGCAUCAUAAGCAAUCUGAUGUUCCUGAAAUCUACAGGCUUGCGGCAAAAACAAAGGGGGUCUUCAUAAAUCCAGCUCUAGUCGAGCCUUUUGGCCUCACUCUAAUCGAGGCGGCGGCACAUGGGCUUCCAAUGGUGGCUACGAAAAAUGGAGGUCCAGUCGACAUCCAUCGGGCACUGAACAAUGGCUUGCUUGUUGAUCCUCACGAUCAAAAAGCUAUAGCUGAUGCACUCCUAAAGCUUGUGGCGGAGAAGAACUUAUGGCAGGAAUGCCGCAAGAAUGGUCUUCGGAAUAUCCACCUCUUCUCGUGGCCAGAGCACUGCCGGACGUACCUCACCCGGGUUGCUGCGUGCCGGAUGCGGCAUCCACAGUGGAAGACUGAUACUCCGACCGAUGGUGACAUGGCCAUUGAAGAAUCACUCGGCGACUCCCUUACAGACGUUCAAGAAUCAUCUCUCCGUCUAUCUGUUGACGGCGAGAAGAGCUCCCUCAACGGGUCCCUCGAGUAUGACCCAGUAGAUUUAGAGAAGGUGACUACGGGCGAUCCCGAGUUGCAAGACCAAGUGAAGAAAAUUCUCAGCAAAAUCAAGAAACAGGCUCCUGAAGCAAAGGGCGCAGAUAGUAGCAAGAAGCUAUCAGAUACCUCUGGACCUACUCUUAACAAGUAUCCUCUUCUUCGGAGGCGUCGGAGGUUAUUUGUGAUCGCUCUUGACUGCUACAAUGAGAAGGGAGCUCCUGAGAGAAAGAUGCUUCGGGAAAUACAGGAGGUCUUCAGGGCCGUCCGAUCAGACUCACAGUUGUCGCGGAUCUCCGGGUUCGCUGUCUCGACUGCGAUGCCGAUUUCCGAGACACUCGAACUUCUGAAGUUGGGGAAGAUUCCACCCACAGAUUUCGACGCAUUGAUUUGCAGCAGUGGGAGUGAGGUGUAUUAUCCGGGCACGGCACAGUGCAUGGAUGCUGAUGGCAAAUUAUGCGCAGAUCCAGACUACGCAACUCACAUUGAAUAUCGGUGGGGAUAUGAUGGAGUGAAGAGGACGAUCGUGAAAUUGAUGGCCACCCAGGAUGCUCGAGGCAACGCUAACAAGACAGAUAACUCUUCAAGCAAUAUCGGGGAGGAUGUGAAGUCCAGCAAUGCCUACUGCGUCUCAUUCUUCAUUAAGGAUCCGACAAAGGCAAAGCCCGUUGAUGAGCUGCGACAGAAGUUGAGGAUGCGUGGGCUGCGUUGCCAUGUCAUGUAUUGCAGGAACUCGACAAGGUUGCAGGUUAUUCCUCUCCUUGCAUCGCGAUCUCAAGCUCUCAGGUACUUUUUUGUCCGAUGGGGUCUGAAUGUCAUGAACAUGUACGUUAUCCUGGGCGAGAGGGGCGACACCGAUCAUGAGGAGCUCAUGUCGGGGUCCCACAAGACGGUGAUUGUGAAAGGAGUGGUGGAGAAAGGCUCGGACGAGCUGCUGAGGACGGCGGGGAGCUAUCAGAAGGAAGACAUCGUCCCCGAGGACAGCCCACUCAUCGUCUACACCAACGGCGAACCAAAGUCGGAGGAGAUCAUGAGGGCACUAAAAGAAGCAUCGAAGGCGGCUUCUAGAAUGUAAAAUUAUAGUGCAUCACAGUCCGUGAAGAAAUUUUCUUCGUCUCGAUGAUGGUGAAUGGUGAUGGUGGCUGAAAAACUGCUGCUCUCUCUAUUUUGCUGUUGUUCUUGUUAUAGAAGUGUCUGUAAAGACAUAAUUGGAUCUCACAAACAUGAUGAGAUAUAAUUGUCGUCUGCUAUAAAAGGAAAACAUAUGUUGCAUUCGAGUUCUCGGGUGUAUAUUCUCAUAAACAUGAUGAAAUGCUAUAAGCUCUCUUGCCAAAUUUGGGGAGAUCAUAAUUUCCCGCUA
Messenger RNA from Ananas comosus (pineapple), 4051 nucleotides. Its product is annotated as sucrose-phosphate synthase-like. Gene Ontology annotation, molecular function: sucrose synthase activity; sucrose-phosphate synthase activity. The transcript is spliced from 12 exons. Bases 506 to 3766 code for a protein of 1086 amino acids. The record is from RefSeq and is a predicted model, not a curated record. Lineage: Eukaryota; Viridiplantae; Streptophyta; Magnoliopsida; Poales; Bromeliaceae. Gene Ontology annotation, biological process: sucrose metabolic process.